Molecule: messenger RNA, 962 nt
Organism: Rosa rugosa (rugosa rose)
Lineage: Eukaryota; Viridiplantae; Streptophyta; Magnoliopsida; Rosales; Rosaceae
Product: late embryogenesis abundant protein At1g64065-like
Exons: 1
Coding region: 115-747 (210 amino acids)
Source: RefSeq, a predicted model, not a curated record
GACCACUAACCCUACACACAUUAUAUUUAAACCCUUUCACUUCCAACUUACCUUCAUAGACAUUCUUAACCAAAACAUUUCCAAGUUUUUCAGUGCAGCAAAAACUCUCCAACGAUGGCAGAUCAAGAAAGCCAGGUCUGGCCCUUGGCGCCGGGCAAGCUACACCAAAGAAGCGACGAAAAUCCCACGUUCAAAGCCAUACGCCGAGAGAGAAGCAACAAGUGCUUCGUCUACGUUUUCUCCGGCAUCGUCCUCUUCAGCAUCGCCAUCUUGGUUUUCGCGCUGCUCGUUCUCCGAGUCAAGUUGCCGGAGAUCAAACUGAGAUCCGUCACCGUGAAGAAUCUCAAGUACUCGUCUUGGCCGCCUUCGUUCAACACAUCUUUGUCUGCACAAAUGACAGUGAAGAAUCCAAACUUCGGGGACUAUGAGUUUGUGCCGACCACGGUGAGUUUCUUGUACGGAGGAAGCAAAGUUGGGAGCACGAAAGUGGUGAAGGGGCAAGCCAAAGGGAAGAAGACUGGGAGGGUGAGUUUUGGGGUUGAUUUGAGGUCGAACAAGCUGCCGGAGGGGGCUAAUAAUCUGACGAGUGAUAUAAAUUCCGGGAUGUUGAAGCUGACCGGCACCGGCAAAGUGAGUGGUAAAGUGACUUUGUGGAAGAUUAUAAACAAGAGAAAGACGGGGAAGAUGGAUUGCACCAUGACGCUUGUUUUGAAGAGUAAGACCAUCAAGGAUUUGGUGUGCAGAUAAUAGCUAGCUAGAGUGUUGUAAUUGAUUAGCAGUAUGGUGUAAUAUGAUCUGUGAUUUUUGCUUCUGUAUACUUGAAUGUGAGAUCUAGUUUCUAGGUAUUGAUUCGAUCAUUAAUUUGUUUCUAAAGAUUUAGUACUUAGAAAUUUCGAUUAUUUAUUUACUUGUUUCAUUUUUUGAAUACUAAUAUACAUGUAUGAUUUAUGAGUUUGAUACAA